AUGGUUCAUCUUGCUGCCGUUAAGAAGGACGACGAAGUCUUCCACCCCGCUUCUCGGGACUUCGAGACUAUUGGCGAUGCCCCUACUGUGGAUGACAUCUCUUCCAAUGUCUACGGUAGCCACUUUGCGGCCGACCACUUGCCACAACAUGAGAUGCCCGAGGGGGAGAUGCCUCGCCAGGUCGCUUCUCGCUUGAUCAAGGACGAGCUGAGCCUGGAUGGCAACCCCAAGCUCAACUUGGCCUCUUUCGUGACCACCUACAUGGAAGAGGAAAUUGAGCAGAUCAUGACCGACUCCUUCAGCAAGAACUUCAUCGACUACGAGGAGUACCCCCACUCUGCAGAGAUCCAAAACCGUUGCGUCAACAUGAUCGCCCGUCUUUACAACUGCCCCACCGACCCCAAGGGCGAAAAUGCCAUGGGUACCUCUACAAUUGGUUCUUCCGAGGCCAUCAUGCUCGGCACGCUUGCUAUGAAGAAGCGCUGGCAGAACAAGCGCAAGGCUGAGGGCAAGGACUACUCCAAGCCCAACAUUGUCAUGAACAGUGCUGUCCAGGUCUGCUGGGAGAAGGCUGCCCGCUACUUCGACAUCGAGGAGCGUUAUGUCUACUGUACCAAUGAGCGCUUUGUCAUCGACCCCAAGGAAGCCGUUGACCUGAUUGACGAGAACACUAUCGGUAUCUGUGCCAUUAUCGGAACCACCUAUACCGGUGAGUACGAGGAUGUCAAAGCUAUCAACGACCUGCUCGUUGAGCGCAACAUUGACUGCCCUAUCCACGUCGACGCCGCUAGCGGUGGCUUCGUCGCUCCCUUCACUGUCCCCGAGCUGGAGUGGGAUUUCCGCCUCGAGAAGGUUGUCUCUAUCAACGUCUCUGGCCACAAAUACGGCCUGGUCUACCCCGGUGUUGGUUGGGUCAUCUGGCGCUCUCCUGAGUACUUGCCCCAGGAGCUUGUGUUUAACAUUAACUACCUGGGUGCCGACCAGGCCAGUUUCACCCUGAACUUCUCCAAGGGUGCCGCUCAAGUCAUCGGUCAGUACUACCAGCUGAUCCGUCUUGGCAAGCACGGUUUCCGUGCCAUUAUGAUCAACCUGACCCGCGUCGCCGACUACAUGGCCAGCGAGCUGCAGAAGAUGGGCAUGAUCAUCAUGAGCCAGGGUAAGGGUAAGGGUCUGCCCUUGGUGGCAUUCCGUCUGCCCCCGAACAAUGACCGUAUGUACGACGAGUUCACCAUUGCUCACCAGUUGCGUGAGCGCGGCUGGAUUGUUCCUGCCUACACCAUGGCCCCUCACAGCGAGAAGCUGCAGCUGAUGCGCGUUGUUGUCCGUGAGGACUUCAGCAUGAACCGCUGUGACAGCCUUUUGACCGAUAUUAAGCUGGCUCUUCAGACCCUCGAUGACAUGGAUCAGACCAUGGUGGCCAAAUACAAGGCGCACAUGGUCUCGCACAGAAACAACCCCCGCCACAAGCACAGCCACCAUGCUUAUCACGGAGAGAAGCACUCCCUGCAGGGCAAGGAGGGCAAGUCUCACGUUGUGUGCUAG
Penicillium pulvis is the source of this 1542-nucleotide messenger RNA. RefSeq names its product glutamate decarboxylase. The coding region runs from base 1 to 1542 and encodes 513 amino acids. Gene Ontology annotation, biological process: L-glutamate catabolic process. Gene Ontology annotation, molecular function: pyridoxal phosphate binding; glutamate decarboxylase activity. NCBI's taxonomy places the organism in Eukaryota, Fungi, Ascomycota, Eurotiomycetes, Eurotiales, Aspergillaceae. Gene Ontology annotation, cellular component: cytosol. The transcript is spliced from 4 exons. The record is from RefSeq and is a predicted model, not a curated record.